This is a messenger RNA of Hippocampus zosterae (dwarf seahorse), 2235 nucleotides long. Its product is annotated as AP-1 complex subunit sigma-2-like. Gene Ontology annotation, molecular function: clathrin-cargo adaptor activity. The coding region runs from base 129 to 647 and encodes 172 amino acids. The record is from RefSeq and is a predicted model, not a curated record. The transcript is spliced from 7 exons. Gene Ontology annotation, biological process: intracellular protein transport; vesicle-mediated transport. Lineage: Eukaryota; Metazoa; Chordata; Actinopteri; Syngnathiformes; Syngnathidae. Gene Ontology annotation, cellular component: AP-1 adaptor complex; intracellular membrane-bounded organelle; membrane coat.
AGCUACCGGCGCCUCUGACCAAUCACAAAUUUGACUGCGAUUGGCAUCGGCAGCUUCUCACUGAGUGCUGCUGCUGCUGAUGGGUGUCUCAUUUAUUCCUCUUCAUCGGAACUGUGUCCAAAUUAACGAUGCAGUUCAUGCUUCUGUUCAGCAGACAGGGCAAGCUACGGCUGCAGAAGUGGUACGUGCCCCUGUCGGACAAGGAGAAGAAGAAGAUCACUAGGGAGCUGGUGCAGACCAUCCUGGCCCGCAAGGCCAAAAUGUGCAGCUUCCUGGAGUGGAGAGACCUCAAGAUUGUCUACAAGAGAUACGCCAGCUUGUACUUCUGCUGCGCCAUCGAGGAGCAGGACAACGAGCUGAUCACGCUGGAGAUCAUCCACAGAUACGUGGAGCUGCUGGACAAAUACUUUGGCAGCGUGUGCGAGCUGGACAUCAUCUUCAACUUUGAGAAGGCCUACUUCAUCCUGGAUGAGUUCCUGCUAGGCGGCGAAGCCCAAGAGACGUCCAAGAAGAACGUGCUCAAGGCCAUUGAGCAGGGCGACCUGCUGCAAGAGAACAUAGACUCUCAGACGCGCAUGUUUGCAGGUAUGACGGUCCCUAAUGUGACCUCAGAGACUUCUGGACUAUUUCAGAACUUGACACGCUGAGGUGAAUACUGUCUGUGGAUUUACCGUCUGGGUCACCAAUGCUCGUGCUAGUACGGUCCUUUCGUAGCAAGUCUUUUUAUCACAUCUCGUCUGUCCGGUUUCAUGUCUACUGCUGUCUGGUUCUUGGUUCAGUGCUCCUCCUGUGGUUCCUGUGCCAGUCUAGUUUCUCCCGUCUAGCCAUUCCAGUUUACUUCCUGUGUAGUGCUGUCUAGUUCCUUAUCACAUCUCGUCUGUCCGGUUUCAUGUCUACUGCUGUCUGGUUCUUGGUUCAGUGCUCCUCAUGUGGUUCCUGUGCCAGUCUAGUUUCUCCCGUCUAGCGAUUCCAGUUUACUUCCUGUGUAGUGCUGUCUAGUUCCUUGUACACUCCUCAUGUGGUUCCUAUUCCGGUCUAGUUUUUUUUCCAUUCUACCUAGUGUCUGGUGCCAUCUGGUUCUUGUCAUGAUCUGUUUUAUUGAUCCAGUGCUUUGGGUUUGGUUGCUACUCCAGUAUGAGUGGACUGAUUUUUGGUUCAGUGUUCCAAGUAUUGGUCCGGGUCAGGUUUUUGAGUUAUGCUUCAAUUCCCAGUGCUCCCUGUCUGGUUCAUUUCUAGUGCUUCUGGUCUUUGUCUGCGUACGGUACACCUGUUCUGUUUCCAGGUCUAGAGUUUUAGAUCAAGACGACAGAUUCUUGUCUGAAUUCGGGUCCUUUGUCUGGUAUUUGGUCAGACCGGUGCUGCUGGUCCAACACUCAUGGUGUGCUUCUGUGUGUGGCACUUCUGAUGUGGUUUUGGGUCAAGCAUUCCUGGCCAGGUUCCAUGUCUAGUGCUCAUUGUCUGGUUCCAGACAUGAACAGUGUACCAGUCAAAUGGCCCAGGUCUGGAUCCUGUUAGUUUUCCUGGGCGGAGUUCUGGACCGGAGCGAUCUCCUAUUUUGUAUCAUGACUCAGUACUCCUUGUCUGAAUUUGGGUCUCGGUGUUCUGGUCCAGUGCUUCUGGUCUGGUCUAAAAAUGGACUAAGAGCCACCUUGGUCUGGUUUUUGAGGCCUUUCCUUGUCCACUCCCCUGGCUUCCGGUUCCUGUUCCAAGUUUUUGGUCCUCCACCUUUCCAACUUUGUGUCUAGACGAGCACAUUUUAAAGUGUUGUGUGUUCCACUGUGCGUUCAUUGUCUUUGUUUCGGUCACGUUGACUACAUACGGUGGUACCUUGACUUAAGAGUCGAAUUUGUUUUGGGACGAGGCUUGUAACUUAAAUCAAUUGGCCCUCAAAUCAACGUACCCUAUUAACCCUUUCAUGCAUCCUGUAACCCAGGGGUAUGAUCAGCUGUCCACUGCCGUGACCGCUGUCCCUGAAAGGGUUCAAAUGAAUGGAAAAGUCCCCCCAAAAUAAAUAAUAAAAUAAAAAAAAAAAAAUCCCCCACUUUGACCACAUUUUCGCCACUCGCACAGCAAGGUACAACUGUCUUUGUUGACUGCAAAGCACCUCUUUACAACACGCCGCCUACAGAGCAGAGGUGGCAUCUGUAAAGCCCAAGGCCAUGGUGUCGUUCGAAAGAGACAGUGAGACCUCAUCAUGGCUGCGUGCCGUCAUGUUCUAAAAGCCUUCUCUCUCUC